This is a messenger RNA of Cuscuta epithymum, 1178 nucleotides long. The record is from the annotation of a GenBank genome assembly. Lineage: Eukaryota; Viridiplantae; Streptophyta; Magnoliopsida; Solanales; Convolvulaceae.
AAUACUCCGUACGUGUUUAAGGCGGUUUUCGUAAAACUGACGUCAUACACAAAAAUAAAAACAUUCGAACGCCAAUUUUAAACAAUUACACGUCAGUUUUAAAUAUAACCGACGUCAAACAAACUUGUUAGGACGGUUUUUCAAGAACCGACGUUAAAAGGGUGACGUAGUAUGUCAUUCUUGUAGUAGUGAAUCUAUUUCUCUAUAUCGUUCCAAUCUUAUCACAUGUUUUCGAAGGGACAAAAAAAUUAUUUCUAAGUUGAAACAUUACAUUAAUUUUUUCCGUAAGACCUACAUCAUUUAGUACGUAAUUAGCACGAAGCCUUUUAAAAAUUGGGACGGCCUUGAAAUCCAUGCAAAGCCAAGCUUUUGGAACUAAAAAAUACCCAGUAAUUAGUUAUAUUAUUGCUUAAUUUAGAACAAAGUUAUUAUGAUUUAGUUCACUAACAUAUGUUCAAGGGAAAAUCUACUUUGCAGUUAUAGUAGGCUGAAGUUCAGAAGAACUUAUUCUUCUUCAAUUUUUUAAUGGUUUGGAUAAUGUGAUAUCAAUGGCUGGGUAUCAUAGGCAAAAGCUGAUCUUAAGUUUGGUAAACAACUUUAACGAGUACGGAGGAAAGGCACAGUAUGUGGCUUGGGCCAACGAGAGGGGCCAAUCUCUAUCUUCCGAUGAUGAUUUCUUCACUAAUUCCGUAGUCAAAGAAUAUUACAAGAAUCACAUUAAGACUGUGCUUACGAGGAAGAACACCAUUACUGGAACUGCAUACAAGGAUGAUUCUACAAUAAUGGCUUGGGAGCUGAUGAAUGAACCCAGAUGUCCCUCAGAUGCGUCUGGAAAAACCCUACAAGUUUGUUUUCUUAAUCUUACACUCAGUAUGUAAGCCGCAUUUUUUAUUUUAUAAACGGUAAUACAAAAGUACGAUGUGUUUAAUUGAAACAUGUACGACAUUGGUCAAAGUUAACAUCUUUGAUCAUAAAAGUCACUUGUGAAAACAUUAAAACUUGAAUGAGGGAGUUUUAUUUAUUUAUUUAAGGAAUUAAGCUUGAGAUCUACAAUUAGGUUAGGAUUAUAUAUGCCAAAAAAAUCCCCAGGAAAGCCAUCUGAAUAGUACUUAUAGUAGAAAAAUGUUUUGAAACUCAGGUGGAAAGUAUUGUAUUAACCUAAAAUGAAAAUAUUAAGC